AUGGCUAAAACAAAUGCAGAAAGACAAAAACUUUAUCGUGAAAAUUUAUUAAAAAAUAAAUCGAAGUAUGAUCAAAUGAGGAAAAUAUCUCGUAUACGUGAUAAUAAAAGACGUCAAAAUUUAAAUAGUGAUUUAUUACAACAGUUACGUAAUCGACAAAAACAAGCAUCAAAAAAAUAUCGUGAUAGAAAAAUACUUGAACGUAUAAAUAAUAAACAAUCAUCAUCAUGUAAAUCUCGUCAAUCAUUUGGUAAAGCAGUCAAACGUGUUCUUCAAUCAUUACCAAAAGAUAUUAAUAAAUGUGUUAGUGUAGUUCAUCAUAUUGCACAAGAAUUUAAUAUCAUUCCAAAAACAACAUCUCAUCAUCAACGUGAACAACGUCCAUUAUCAAUUGAAUUAAAACAAUUAGUUAUGAAUUUUUAUAGCCGGGAUGACAUCAGUUACCAGUUACCUGCACAUCAACUAUUUCUAAUUGAACAUGAUCAUACAAAUGCUUAUUUAUCAUUAGGAUCAUUUAGUGAUCUUCGACCAUCAAAUGUACUUCUUCAAUCUCAUAUGACACACCGUAAUUGUUUAUGUGUUUAUCAUGAAAAUAUAAAUUUAUUGGUAAAACCAUUAUCAAAAUAUAUUCCAUGUCCUGGUUUACAUUCACUACAAGCAUUUUCAUCAACACUUGUUUGUUGCGAGACAAAUGAAGAAUAUAUGUUUAGUCAAUGUUCUUUAUGUGCAAAUAACUUCGAAAAGAAAAUAAUAAAACAUGUUACUAAUUUUACACAAUCAGUUAAUUGA
Molecule: messenger RNA, 789 nt
Organism: Rotaria sp. Silwood1
Lineage: Eukaryota; Metazoa; Rotifera; Eurotatoria; Philodinida; Philodinidae
Source: the annotation of a GenBank genome assembly